This is a messenger RNA of Chroicocephalus ridibundus (black-headed gull), 2992 nucleotides long. RefSeq names its product cyclin J like (gene CCNJL). Gene Ontology annotation, cellular component: nucleus; cytoplasm; cyclin-dependent protein kinase holoenzyme complex. The transcript is spliced from 6 exons. The coding region runs from base 139 to 1326 and encodes 395 amino acids. Gene Ontology annotation, molecular function: cyclin-dependent protein serine/threonine kinase regulator activity. NCBI's taxonomy places the organism in Eukaryota, Metazoa, Chordata, Aves, Charadriiformes, Laridae. Gene Ontology annotation, biological process: mitotic cell cycle phase transition; regulation of cyclin-dependent protein serine/threonine kinase activity. The record is from RefSeq and is a predicted model, not a curated record.
CGCCGAGCCGGGCCGUGUCCCCCGCACUCGCCACGCCGGGCGAUGAGGGGCUGCUGCCGGCGGGCAGGGGCGACCCGCGGAGGGGGCGUUUAGCAGCGCCUCGAAGAGCGGCCCCGUCUCUUCCAGACCUUUGUCUGGAUGGGAAGAAAAAGGAUGGAGGAGCAGUGGUGGAAAGGGGAGCUGGCAGCAGACGUCCAUCAGACCUUGAGGACGAAGGAACUUAAGUUGCCUGCGUAUAAGGCUCGUUCACCGCAGAUUGGGAUGCGCCGAUACUUCAUUGAUCUCUUGACUGUCCUCAGCAACCGUUGCAAUCUCUGCCCUACAGCCCGGCAUCUCGCUAUCUAUUUAUUGGACCUCUUUAUGGAUCGCUACGAUAUCACUGUCAAGCAGCUGCACAUCAUCUCAUUUGCCUGUCUUCUCCUAGCAAGUAAAUUUGAAGAAAAAGAAGAUAAAGUUCCAAAGCUGGAGCACUUAAAUAACCUGGCAUACCUGUGCAAUGUGAAUGUGGUAUUGAACAAGAAAGAUUUGCUUAGAAUGGAAAUGCUGCUUUUGGAAAACUUUAACUGGAACCUCUGUCUACCAACGCCAGCACACUACAUUGACUACUACCUCUAUGUGUCCCUUGGCGAGAAUGACCUUCACAAUGGCUGGCCAAUCACCUCACUGACCAAAAUCAAAGAUUUUCUGGAGAAAUAUGCGUAUUAUUUCCUUGAUUUCUCAGUGCAAGAUCACACUUUCCUCUAUUUUCGUCCAUCUCUGAUUGCUGCAGCUUGUGUGUGCGCCUCACGUAUCUGUAUGCAGAUUUCUCCUGCCUGGACAACACAGCUUGAAUUGCUAACAUGUUAUUCCUGGGAACAUCUUGCCCAAUGCAUUGAAAUGAUGUUCAUAUAUUAUGAGAAUGACAUCAAAGAAGCCAGUAACAUAAAAAAGCAAGUAACAAUUCAAUAUCAAGAACAGGAAGCAUUGGGAAAUUUGAGCCAUCAAGCCACCACUCAAGUUCUCUUCCAGCAAUCUAGUUAUCACCCUUUAGCCCAGCAUUCAGCUACGCUUUCCCAAUUCCAGUCGCCAGUGCAAGACUUGUGCUCUGCUUAUCGUGACUCCUUACAGCCCCACAGGCCCAGCAGUCUGCUUGCUGCCAGUGCUGACAGCUCACUGCGCUCCUACGCAGCUGUUCAGGCCAGCCUUCGGCCGUCUGCCCAGGCUCUGCCCAUCCAAAUGCCCAUUGCCCUGCAGAUGGCGUUAGGAACAGAGCCCAUUUCCACGGCUUACAGCAGUAGUUACUUCAGUGGUUAUCACUCAUAUGCAGCUGGGUGUUUUGAUGGAUAAAUAUUGAUGUCUGAAAAAGAUGAUACGAUAGAAGCUGAAGAAGAGACCAUGUGUGUGAUACAAGAUGUGUAUCUGAAUGAAAACCAUGAAGGAACAGAAUCCUUGUGGCUCACUCAUUCAGAGGAUCUGGAUCUGCUCAUCACUGGAACCUGUGUGCCUCUCUGCCAAGGGUUGUACCUUUGGCUCUUAAUAACAGAGAGAAAUAGAAAUUCAUUAAUAUACCUCACUCCUUGUCACUUUGAAAGGCAUCUGCGUAGAAACCCUGUGGAGAUUGCUUCCUUCUAGUCUUCAGUUAGUGACUUGUCAGAGUUGGCUGAAAGCUUAUGUUGAAGAGUUAUUUCAAGCUGGAAUGCUUGUUGAAUUUCUGGCCAAGUAGCAACGUACCUAGAGGGUGAUGGAAAACACAGCGUGCUCUCCUCUCCCAGUGAUGUGUCGCUUGAACAGUGACAGCUUAUACUACUGGAAGCUUCUACUAAAAUGUACUGAAAUUGGUAUCAGUUAAAUGUGAACUUUGUUUAUGCAGAAAUCUAUGCAUAGAACACUUUCUAUUUUCUCUGAGCAGGAGUGAUAGUUCAGGAGUAAAACUUUAGGAUAAAAGGGAAAAAAAGAAAAAAUGGGCCAGGAGACUAUCAAAUCAUUUUUGACUUAAAAUUUUCUUGGAAUCUAAACGUGGUGCUGCUGAACAGAACAUCACUCUCCUUCAAGUAUUUUAGAAACAAAGCCAAAACCUUAAAUCAUGUCUUAGAUCUUUAAUGUGCUGCUGCUUUUGAGAGUGGAGAUUAUUGUUAGUAAAAUUGUUCAUGAGCUUUAUCAGGGAUUUAAUGUUACUUGAAGAAAUCCUCUUGCAAAAACUCUUGAAAGUUUCACUGCCUUCAGUUAUUUCAACUUUUGGGCCCAAUGACUUGUGGCAGUAGUUCAGGCUCAGGACAGUGGAACGGGUGUUAAUGGGGGCACAAUUUACUGUGAAAUUAGAGUUUGAUGGCAGUGUUAGACAAUGCUGACUUAGUUUUUUAAAUACCAUCUUAGCCUUCUUUGGAAAAUGUAGCGGUUGAAUUGCAGAUUGUCUUGUGUAUUUGCAAUAAGAGAGACACCAACUGUCACAUAUCCAAAAGCUGCUUUCUCAACUGAAACCAGGGAUGAUUGUUCAAAAAACUGUAUAGGCUUUUUUCUUUGUUAAUGUAGCUAUUUACAAGAAAUGGACUUUGGCAAAGGUGAAACUUUAGUUUUGAUAUAUGCAACAGCUAUUGUAAAUUUGUUUGAAGGCAGUACUCCUGGUUUGUCUUUUCUCUGAAGGUUCUCAGGACAGCAAUAGAAGUAAUGUGCAAUAUGCUUUUACUGACUUGGGGUAACUGUUUCAAGUCACAUGUCACAGUGCUGUUUUAACUUAUAUUUUUAGAGAAUUGUUUUUAAGGGUGUUUUAGGGUGGAGGGGAAAAACUGGCUCGCAUACUAAUGUGUGUUUGUGUAACUGUCUUCUGAGACUGCGACUUUUGGUAUCAAGUUAAUAAUUUCUUCCAUUCAGCAGGCUCGAGGAAUCAUCUUGUUUUAUUUUUAAUUUUUUAAGAUGCAAACUGUAAAUGAAGAGGCAGUACGCUUCAGAAAUUAGUCUAGAAUUUUAGAGAACUUAGUUAAUCUUUUAUUCUGUUAGCUUUGUAUUUAUAUUAAAC